GUUGCCCGGUCAGAGGCCGGGUCUUUGGUCUUCUGAGGUUCACACGCCCACUCGUGGUUGUGGGCCGCGCGCUCCAAGGAAUGUGGGCGGGGAUCGUGGGUCUGAGGGGCACCUGCGCACCGCUGCAGGCCCUGCGGGGCGGCCACGGGGUCGCGCUUCUUCCCGGCCACGCGCGGGCCCUGCAAACCUCGGUGGCCUCCUGCGGCAGCAAGAACUUGCUCAAGAAAUUUGCCUCCAAAACCAGAAAGAAGUUUUGGUACGAAGGUCCAUCUCUGGGGCCUCACUUGACUCACAAGCCAUCCAAGUAUGAGUUCCUCAUGAAGAGCACCGCCAAGAAGGCUAGGAGGGAAGACAGUAUACGCCUGAAAGCCCUCAAUGGCCUUCUCUACAAAGCACUGACAGAAUUGCUGUGCACUCCUGAAGUGAGCCAGGAGCUCUAUGACCUGAAUGUGGAGCUCUCCAAGGUCUCUGUGACUUCAGACUUCUCCGCCUGCCGAGCAUACUGGAAGAUAGGUGUUUCUGCAGACCAGAACAGGCACACGGAGGCUGUCCUGCAGAGGAGCGCUGCCUACAUGAGGCAUCUUUUGAUGUCUCAACAGACCCUGAGAAAUGUUCCACCCAUAGUGUUUGUUCAAGACAAAAAAGACGUAGUCCUGGCUGAGGUAGAUCGGUUACUCUCAGUGGCUGACUUUGGACCCCCAGAUGAAAGGGAUGGCUCGGCACAAGAUGGUUCGAGGAACCCCAAUGUCUUGUCACCACAUGACUCCCCAGAACCAACUACACACCCAAACCUGUGUGGGAUUGACCAUGAGGAGCUGAAUAAACAAAUAAUGGAGUACAAACGCAAGAAGGAGAAGGGGCUCCUGAGUGUGCGCCUGGCCCCACCGCCAGGGCGGGGGCUGCUGCCGGAGCUGCCUUGUUUGCCCAGGAAAAGGAAGGCACCGUCCCGCCGGUACCAGGACACUUCCCCCAAAAGCUUCCUUUUGGGUGAGGAGGAUGAGGACGAGGAUGAGGGCAGCACCACGGACUAUGACUGCCAAACCCACGAGGCAGAGGAAGAGUGGCAAACAGAAGCUGGAGAUAACCGGGGACAGCAGGGCCUCUCUGGCCAAAGAGAACAGGGGUAGGGGUGAGGCCUCAGUGCUGCCUGCCCCAUCCUGAGGGUCGCACGGAUUGCUGGACGACACAUUGGAGCAGAGUGUAG
Messenger RNA from Acomys russatus (golden spiny mouse), 1204 nucleotides. RefSeq names its product ribosome binding factor A (gene Rbfa). The coding region runs from base 81 to 1127 and encodes 348 amino acids. Lineage: Eukaryota; Metazoa; Chordata; Mammalia; Rodentia; Muridae. The transcript is spliced from 6 exons. Gene Ontology annotation, biological process: rRNA processing. The record is from RefSeq and is a predicted model, not a curated record.